GAUGAGUAAAUCUCUGCACUGUCACCCUUAACAUCGCCCCGCCAACCUUCUCUGUUCAAACCAAGCUCCAUGGCUGGUAAGACUCUCUGUGAUAUUAGGUUUAUGAAUGUUGACACAAAUGGAAACUUGAAACCUUGAAUUUCUAGGCAACAAUAAGAGAUCGACCGACCGUCGUGAUUCGCUUAAACAGCAACAUUCGCACCAACAUCAACGCAAACCCAUCGCAGGUCGUCCAUCCAAAGACAGCCGAAACACUAAAUCUCCCGCUUCACCUGCCUCUCCCGCCUCCACAGCUCCAUCAGCCAAUACACCCACGACACCCUCAUCGGCUACCCACCGUAUGGGCAUCAAUGGCUUUAAUACCUCGGAUGUACAAGGGUUUUUAAACGGACGAUUUGCGGACAUGAUCAAGGUGAUGCAAGAUCCGAAUGUAGAUGCUUCAUCUCGACCUGAGAAAUAUGAAAGCCAGGAAAAGGCGUGGGGAUCCAAAGGUGGAUUGCCAUCUGUAUGGGGACAGAAAAAUGGUGCGAUGGCCUCAGGGGCUGAUUUUUUGAGCGAACUUGUUCAACGAGCAAAAUAAACGAUACUACAAU
Molecule: messenger RNA, 593 nt
Organism: Radiomyces spectabilis
Lineage: Eukaryota; Fungi; Mucoromycota; Mucoromycetes; Mucorales; Radiomycetaceae
Exons: 3
Coding region: 341-580 (79 amino acids)
Source: RefSeq, a predicted model, not a curated record